CUUGAACAACCGUCAUACUUCUUCGAUUUCACUUCGACUGCUGACUUCUACUUUUUGCUGGCGAAACAUGAAGGGUCUGUCCUUGUCUCCUACUCAUCCUUCGGUUCUCUCGUUGAAGCCCGCUAUCGACCUUGGACCACAUAAAGAUGCUAUUUUGGAUGUCUUUUUCGCUUUUCUUAUCAUCGGAGGACACGUUGGUCUGCCAUUGGCUCUUACGACCAUGGUCAUCCUGAAAACAGUUGCUCAUCGUCAUCCAACACUCCUCAAUCUCUUGGCAUCGUGGAUUGUGUAUGCCACUGCAAAUUUAUUACUCUUAUACUCUGGCGAGGCGCGUAAGGAGUCACCAGAAUUCGGUGUUUGCUUAACUCAGGCUUCAAUGAUUUAUGGAAGUACGGUAGGGGUCGCUGCAGCAACGCUGGGUUUAGUCCUCCAGUUAUGGCUAGAAUUCAGGGGAAUGAGCCUUACAAAAGACUCUAGGACUAGUACUCUUACUAAUGUACAGUUAAUGUUAUUGCCUUGGGCCUCGUUCGCACUUAUCACAAUAGGGUCGGCAGUCUUUGGCGCCAAACAUCCUGACCUUGUGUCGAUUCAAUGGCAAUUCUACUGCACGUUGACCUCCAAUGCAGUUAUCUACACUGUUUGUACAUUUACGCUGGUCCUCCUUGCUCUCAUUCUAGGCUUUCAAGCUUCUGUACUCCGUACACUGUUCAAAGCGUCUCGGCAAUUCAGGGCGUCAAAUCAGAAUUCAUAUCAUUUGGUCCUACGGGUUGGGAUUUUCACAAUCUAUUCGGUUAUUACGUUCAUUGUUUCGAUUGUCAUAACACUUAAGCCAACGGCCACUUUUGCCUAUCUUUUCGUUUCCACUCUGCCUCUCGCGGCCUUCUUCAUUUUCGGCACUCAGAAGGAGAACCUUCGCUUCUGGUUCAGAAUCCCGAGGAAGCGGAGGUCGGACAGACAUAUACAGCUGAAGACGAUGCCAUCCAAGCCAGUAACAGUGCAACUGGCCGGAAAAUCUGGGCUUGGUUUGAAUUCAAAUGCUGACAAGCACGUCCCGAAGGUGCCCCCAGCGGAUGUUGAUGAAGAACAUGGCGGGGCCGAACUGGAUUUGGUGUAAAUAGCUCGCAGCCACCUCUGGGCAUCCAAUGGGAAAAUUAGCGAAGUUGAUGAAAGUGUAAUGUAAUACCGAUUGUUUGCACAAUGAAUGUAACUUCUAUGAAGGCUC
Messenger RNA from Fomitiporia mediterranea MF3/22, 1222 nucleotides. RefSeq lists its product as uncharacterized. The record is from RefSeq and is a predicted model, not a curated record. NCBI's taxonomy places the organism in Eukaryota, Fungi, Basidiomycota, Agaricomycetes, Hymenochaetales, Hymenochaetaceae. The transcript is spliced from 11 exons. Bases 68 to 1114 code for a protein of 348 amino acids.